This is a messenger RNA of Aspergillus piperis CBS 112811, 1158 nucleotides long. RefSeq lists its product as uncharacterized. The record is from RefSeq and is a predicted model, not a curated record. Lineage: Eukaryota; Fungi; Ascomycota; Eurotiomycetes; Eurotiales; Aspergillaceae. The transcript has 3 exons. Bases 331 to 1014 code for a protein of 227 amino acids.
CUUCAAAUAAGGGCCUCCUCAGCGGAGGAGGAGGACUUGCAGGCAGCAGAGACAACGCAGGUCUCUUAGGUGCCUAACUGCAGGACUGUCGUCCCAGCUUAUUUAGGUCAAUUUCUGUCCACACCUGAUUCCUAUCUCAACACACACUUGUCAUCAGACUAUACUAAUGACCAAGACCGUGGUGAAUCUUUCACUAGCCAGAACUGUGCAACUUACUACUGUGACUACUUCGUUGUAGUCCUUCUCUUUCAGACUUACUCGUGUAUCUAUGGUUUUCACCGACCCUAGAUAAUCAUAUUAGCCGAGUGAUGGUAGAAGUUCAAUUUGCAAAUGGCUCUGAACAAUGAGGUACCCCUUAUUCCAGCCGUUCAGCGUGCACUGGCAAUUCCCGAGAUCCUGAACCACAUUUUCGAGUGCCUCUAUCACUACCGCCCAGCCACGUGUAGUUGGGGUGGCCGUUCAAUCCUUUCUUGCGCCCUUGUCAACAAAUUAUGGUUCUCGGAGGCAAUCCGAUGGCUCUGGCAAGACCCCAGACCCCCUCUUCACCGAGAAGGUAGUCAUGACGAUUUUGUGGUCGUGCUUGGCAAAAUCCCAGAAGCACGCCGAAAUCUAUAUGCAAGAUACAUCAAGCGUGCUACACUAUUAUACUAUAAACGCAAACCCGACGGCCCAGACGGUGUCCAGUUCCCAAGUUUACGUUGCGUACAUAUCUGGGGGCCAAUCGACCUUUCUGAUCUCGAGGAGAUCAAGUUCCGGAAUAAUUGCGUUCGGUCCAUCUGGUAUUUUAUACGUUGUCCUUCAGACACUGAAAUCGAGGAGCACGCCACAGCUUCUUUUGAGAAGCUUCUUACUCCUCUCCUGUCGCAUUUCAAUCAUCUGAGAGAGUGGGUCAUUUUUUCAGGUAGAAGCAUGGACACAACGCAAUAUUUCAAAUUCACACCAGGCACCGAAGGACAGGGCUGGCACCGGUCAGAACAUGGCCGUGUAAGAGUUCCGCCUAACCAGGGCGUGUAGGUUACAUAAGUAAGGUUCUACUGGGAGUAAAAUGAGCAGAGAAACCAUGUAUGCAGCCGGGGCUGUGCCUGAACACAGUGGAUCUCGACAGCUUUUGUUGUUUAGCUCAGCAUCUAAUGACGUAGAAUUGAAAUAAGUGUGUGC